Messenger RNA from Falco peregrinus (peregrine falcon), 2981 nucleotides. It is a transcript of the gene SERINC1, whose product is annotated as serine incorporator 1. The record is from RefSeq and is a predicted model, not a curated record. Bases 125 to 1510 code for a protein of 461 amino acids. NCBI's taxonomy places the organism in Eukaryota, Metazoa, Chordata, Aves, Falconiformes, Falconidae. The transcript is spliced from 10 exons. Gene Ontology annotation, cellular component: membrane.
UGACGCAGGCGCUGCCGUCAGAGCAGCCGGAAGCGCCGCGGGGAGCAGUAAACAAGCCCGCCGGGAGCCUGCGGCCGUCGCGCGUCCAUCUUUGAGCAGCCGGAGCCCGAGCCCGCCGCGGACCAUGGGCGGCGUCCUGGGCCUCUGCUCCAUGGCGAGCUGGAUACCAUGCUUAUGUGGAAGUGCCCCGUGCCUGCUCUGCCGAUGCUGCCCCAGUGGAAACAACUCCACCAUAACACGGCUGAUUUAUGCAUUCUUUUUACUUCUUGGCGUGAGUGUUGCCUGUGUGAUGUUAAUACCAGGCAUGGAAGAGCAGCUGAAGAAGAUUCCUGGGUUUUGUGAUGGAGGGAUGGGAACAACUAUUCCUGGUGUGCGCGGCCACGUGAAUUGCGAUGUACUAGUUGGUUAUAAAGCUGUGUACCGUGUAUGCUUUGGUAUGGCCAUGUUCUUCCUUCUGUUCUCCUUGUUGAUGAUCAAAGUGAAGAGCAGCAAUGACCCAAGAGCAGCAGUGCACAACGGAUUCUGGUUCUUUAAAUUUGCAACAGCACUUGCAAUUAGUGUUGGAGCUUUCUUCAUACCAGAGGGACCAUUUACAACAGUGUGGUUUUACGUAGGUAUGGCUGGAGCAUUCUGCUUUAUUCUUAUACAGCUGGUCUUGCUUAUUGACUUUGCCCACUCCUGGAAUGAGUCUUGGGUUGAAAAAAUGGAGGAAGGAAACUCAAGAUGCUGGUAUGCAGCUUUGCUGUCAGCUACAGCUGUCAAUUAUCUGCUGUCCCUAGUAGCUAUUGUCUUGUUCUAUGUUUAUUACACUCAUCCAGAAGGUUGUUCUGAAAACAAGACGUUCAUCAGUGUUAAUAUGCUGCUGUGUAUUGGUGCUUCUGUAAUGUCAAUUCUGCCGAAGAUUCAGGAAUCUCAGCCAAGAUCUGGUUUGCUGCAGUCUUCUGUGAUCACAAUUUAUACGAUGUAUUUGACUUGGUCAGCUAUGACCAAUGAACCAGAUAGGCACUGUAACCCGAGUUUGCUGAGCAUCAUUGGUUACAACAGCACCACCAUUCCAACCCAAGGUCAGGUAGUUCAGUGGUGGGAUGCACAAGGAAUUGUAGGACUGGUUUUGUUUUUGCUCUGUGUUCUCUAUUCUAGCAUCCGAACAUCCAACAACAGCCAAGUUAACAAGCUGAUGUUGACCAGUGAUGAAUCCACACUGAUAGAGGAUGGAAUGCCCAGGAGUGAUGGCUCCCUUGAUGAUGGAGAUGAUGUUCACCGAGCCAUAGAUAACGAGAGGGAUGGAGUUACUUACAGUUACUCCUUCUUUCAUUUCAUGCUUUUCCUGGCAUCACUGUAUAUCAUGAUGACGCUUACCAACUGGUACAGUCCGGAUUCUUCUUAUGAGACUAUGACCAGCAAGUGGCCAUCUGUCUGGGUGAAGAUAUCUUCCAGCUGGAUUGGCAUUGUGCUGUACGUGUGGACACUGGUUGCUCCGCUGGUUCUUACAAACCGUGACUUUGACUAAGCUGUGCUGCUCUCUAGGGAGACUGUGUUAGCUUGACCGUGUCUUUGAAACAAACAGUAUUCCAAUUAAUAGUGCAGUUGUAAAUACGUGUGCGUGUGUGCUAUCCAUGGAGUAUACCCUGCUUUAUUCUGCAUGAUUACCUUGAAUCAUGUCUUUUGUCAUUUCACUAAAUGACUUUUUCUAGCUGAGCUCAGUGACAAUUGCUAUAGUGAUGGUUUUCAUAGGAUUACUCCUAGAUCAAGUGCUUCGGGAGCAUUAGAUGUAAGGUCUUUUUCCCCUCAAUUGCAUUAAAUAGUUGUAGGAAAAAGUGCAAGUGCUAGUUAGGGUAACAAAACAGUAUUAGAUCAGGCUUUGCGAGCAAAGGAGGGGCUGCCUUUGAUGAUCUCUGUUGCCUUGAUUCCAAAGUGAGUCUUGAGUAAGCAUUGUUAGACUCAAGAUCCUCCUGUGUGCUGGAGUUUCCUGGACAUCUUGCAGCAGCCUGGCACAAACAGCCCAACACUUUCCCGUACUGAGGGCAGCAGUACCUUUAGCGCAGACGGUAAAUGGAGUAACUUGCACCUGGAGCUGCAGAGGAACAGAUGCUUUCCGCGGUGCCGGUGGGUCUGAUGUGUCCCAUUGCAGGCUGGAGGUCAGACACCCUGGGGAAAAACAUCCUGGUAUCAGAUGCUCAGAAGCAUGUUUUUAAGGCACCUGUUUACAAUGUGCAUCUAUGGCUUGCUUUUUUUUUUAAAGUAGUGUAAAUGGGAUAGUUGUGCUGUAAUUUAUCGCUGUUUUGUGUACCACUUUCUUCUUGGCUAAGCUACAAUCACCGAGUUUGCGAGGAGCUGAGUGAUGAAAACUCUGUAAGCCCUUUAGAGGAAAUUUUUAGGUAUUAUGGUUAAAGUUGAGGAAAAGGGAUGCUGAAAUUACAGUAACUAAAGGAGGCUUGCAUUGACAGGCUUCAACAGAAGUGUUUCUUAAUAUAUUUGGGGCUCUGAAUUUUGAAAUCUUCUAAUGUAUUAGGUAUUUUGCUGCUUGUCCAUUGCCAGGGAUGGAUUUGGGCCUAGGAAGUCUGAGUCUAGGCAUGAGGAAAGACAUUAAUUGGUUUGGUUAAACCACUGUAUAGUUCAUGUGCAGUUAUGAAAUCUUACAUGCUUUUGUGCUUGCUGCUUUGUAAUUGAAGUAGGUAAGCUGCAUUAUUUAUCUCUCUCUCUUUCUUGCUACAACUUGAGACUAGAGCAGCCUGACUGGGAGUGACCCUGAAGCCUUCAGCAGAUGUCAUGCUGAUCUGUUAUGGUGGUGUUUAGACUGUUACUUCCUGUUGCUAAUUGGUCUCGAAGCUUUUAUUUUAAUUAAGUAACUAAACACUGACACUUACUGCGGAAGUCUGGCAUGUCAGUCAAGCUUGAGACUGUAAUGGAAGGAUUAGUAAAGGCUUGUAAUAAUUUGGAAUAUGUUGUUACCUUAUUAAUAAAUAAAUUUGGAUGAAGAA